AUGGAUUUAAGAGUUGGAAGAAAGUUUCGCAUAGGAAGAAAAAUCGGUAGUGGAUCCUUCGGGGAUAUAUAUCAUGGGACUAAUUUAAUUAGUGGUGAGGAAGUUGGUAUAAAAUUGGAAUCCAUCAGAUCAAGACAUCCUCAAUUGGAUUAUGAGUCUCGUGUCUACAAAUAUUUAAGUGGUGGUGUCGGAAUACCAUUUAUUCGUUGGUUCGGUCGUGAGGGUGAAUAUAAUGCUAUGGUCAUGGAUCUAUUAGGUCCAUCUUUGGAAGAUCUUUUCAAUUAUUGUCAUAGAAAGUUUUCAUUUAAGACUGUCAUCAUGCUUGCGCUACAAAUGAUCUGCAGAGUUCAAUACAUCCAUGGUAGAUCUUUCAUUCAUAGAGAUAUUAAACCAGAUAAUUUCUUAAUGGGGACUGGUCGUCGUGGUAGUACCGUCCAUGUUAUUGAUUUCGGUUUAUCUAAGAAAUACAGAGAUUUCAAUACUCAUCGUCAUAUCCCAUAUAGAGAAAAUAAAUCAUUAACCGGCACGGCAAGAUAUGCUAGUGUUAACACUCAUUUGGGAAUUGAACAAAGUAGAAGAGAUGAUUUAGAGUCCUUAGGUUAUAUGUUGGUAUAUUUCUGUAAGGGUUCAUUGCCAUGGCAAGGUUUAAAGGCCACUACUAAGAAACAAAAAUACGAUAGAAUUCUGGAGAAAAAACUAUGUAUAAGUGUGGAUACACUUUGUGCUGGUUUACCAAUAGAAUUUGCUGAUUAUAUGAAUUAUUGCCGAAAUUUAAAGUUUGAAGAAAGACCUGAUUAUCUUUACCUGGCAAGACUUUUCAAAGACUUGAGUAUUAAAUUAGAAUAUCAUAAUGACCAUUUAUUCGAUUGGACUAUGAUUCGUUAUACAAAGGCUAUGGUCGAAAAGCAACGUAAUCUAUUAAAUGAUGACCCAAAUCAAGACGGUGGUGGUUCUGCCAAUACUGUGGAUAAGAAUGAUCAGUUUAAUAAGAUUAAGUUAUUGGCAAUGAAGAAAUUUUCUACUCAUUUCCAUUAUUACAAGAAUGAAGAUAAACAUAAUCCAACUCCAGAAGAAAUUAAACAACAAUCCAUUCAAAAUAAUAAUGCUGCAUUAUCAUUACCUCCUGAACUAUUACAAGCUAUUGAUAAAGGAUUAGAUGCUUUGAAACAAGUACCUCCUCAACAGCAACCACAACAAGGGACAUUGCAAGGUCAACCAGUAAAUACUGGUGCUGAACCAUUAUUACAACAACAGCAGAGAGAUCAACAACAAUUCCCACCUGUAAUAGCCCAAAGAGAUCCAGCACAACCUCAAAUUCUUCAACAAACACGGCAAUCUGGUGCUACGUAUUAUCCUGCAAAUGUGCCUAACAACAAUAACCAACAACAACCAAAUCAACAGACCAAACCACCAGGUGCCGCAGGUUCUAAUAUAUGGCUAUAA
Molecule: messenger RNA, 1443 nt
Organism: Naumovozyma dairenensis CBS 421
Lineage: Eukaryota; Fungi; Ascomycota; Saccharomycetes; Saccharomycetales; Saccharomycetaceae
Exons: 1
Coding region: 1-1443 (480 amino acids)
Biological process (GO): peptidyl-serine phosphorylation; signal transduction; endocytosis
Cellular component (GO): cytoplasm; nucleus
Molecular function (GO): ATP binding; protein serine/threonine kinase activity
Source: RefSeq, a predicted model, not a curated record